Cynara cardunculus var. scolymus (artichoke) is the source of this 454-nucleotide messenger RNA. Its product is annotated as 60S ribosomal protein L29-2-like. Gene Ontology annotation, molecular function: structural constituent of ribosome. The transcript is spliced from 3 exons. Bases 79 to 261 code for a protein of 60 amino acids. The record is from RefSeq and is a predicted model, not a curated record. Lineage: Eukaryota; Viridiplantae; Streptophyta; Magnoliopsida; Asterales; Asteraceae. Gene Ontology annotation, cellular component: cytosolic large ribosomal subunit; ribosome. Gene Ontology annotation, biological process: cytoplasmic translation.
GACGAAUACCCUACUUCUCCUCUUCAGUCGAAAACCCUAAUCUCACUGGAGUUGGAGUAGCAGCUAAACAGGAGUGAAAUGGCCAAGUCGAAGAAUCAUACGGCGCAUAACCAGUCACACAAGGCUCAUAGGAACGGCAUCAAGAAGCCAAGGAAGCAUAGACACACUUCCACCAAGGGGAUGGAUCCUAAGUUCUUGAGGAACCAGAGGUAUGCAAGGAAGCACAACAACCAGAGUGGUGAAUCUGCUGCAGAAGAAUAGAUGUUUUAGGGUUUGGUUUUGAUCUUUCUAUCUGGAUUUUUGCAAUCAAUUAGAACUCCUAUAUUCCCAUGUGACCUUUGAAUCUAGUUAAGAUUCUAUGACAUUGUGGUUCUCAUUUUGUGUUUGAGUAAGAAAUUAUUCCUUGACAUCAUUUAUUGCAAUGUUUCAAGAUUAAGCAAAGACCUUAUUUCAU